GAGGGAGAGGGAGGGAGGGAGGGAGGGAAGAGACAGGCAGGGAGCUCAGGUUACCGCUGCCGCAUCGCUGCCUUCUCUCGCUUCUCGCUCCGGAGACACAGCCGAUGAUGCACCGCCUCGCUCGGGAUGGCUGGGCUGCAGGGGGAUCAGGGAGACUUCACAAACUGUAGCCGUCACCCCGCCGGUGGGAAGGGCAGCCCUCCCGCUCGCUGCAGCUCCCGCGCAACAUGGCCAGAGCCGCCGGAGGAUGCACUGCAGGCGUCUGAGGCAUGUGCGAGAGGAGUGCUGGACUGCAGGCUCCUGUAGCCCGUGCUUCUUGGGUCUCAGGCUUUUGUACAAACCUCCUUUGGAUCUGUGCAGAGCCAUGGAACACUGCACCGGUCAGUUUAAACCAACAGCUCUCUAAGACACGAAGCAGUGUCCAAACCCAGAAAUAAGUAAGAAGUAAAUAUGGUCAAGUCACAAUAGUCUAAUUUGACUGAAAUCUGGUAAACUGACCCAACAUCAAAUACAUGAUACAUGGCUCCUCCAGCAAAAAGAUUGGGAGCAAUUUCUGGGUCAGUGCAAGAGGCCCACAAGAUGCAAAGAAGAUGAAGAUGGGAGGAACCUGGCUGGGUCUGCCGGUUGGACACCACUUGCUGGCUCUGGGACACAAGCACUUUUCAAACAAAUGGAGAAACAUGAUGGAUUUCAGAAAAUUCAGGCUCUUUGUUUGCCUUGUAGGACUCAGCUGUGCUAGUUUCUGGUUAUUUUACAGCAAUUUGACUGAAUUCUGUAUCUUCUGUGAAAACAGCCAUGAUUAUAUAUUCCCCAUAGAGACUUUUAGGAGAAUUGGAGGCAACUUCUCGCAGCUCCCGGAUAUAGACUGCCAUAAGAACCCACCUUUCCUCAUCCUGCUCGUGACAUCCUCAUACCACCAUGUAGAUGCCAGGAUGGCCAUCCGGCAAACCUGGGGGAAGGAGAGAACAGUUGCCGGCAAGCGCCUGGUGACAUAUUUCCUCCUGGGAAGCACUGUGAAUCUUAGCCAGCAGGCUGAUAUCGCUGCUGAAAGCCAAAAGUACAAAGACAUUAUUCAAAAGAAUUUUACUGACACUUAUUACAAUUUGACUUUGAAGACCAUGAUGGGAAUGGAAUGGAUUCACAGAUUUUGUUACCAGUCCAGCUUUGUGAUGAAAACUGAUACAGAUGUGUUUGUCAAUGUUUUUUACCUCACUGAGCUGCUUCUAAGGAAAAAGAGGACCACUAGAUUCUUCACAGGCUUUUUAAAGCUGCACGAGUACCCCAUACGGAGAAGAGGGAGUAAGUGGUACGUGAGUAGAGAAGAGUAUCCGGGAAAGACCUACCCACCGUUUUGUUCUGGGACUGGCUAUGUUUUAUCCACCGAUGUUGCUAGUCAGAUCUAUAACAUUUCAGAGAGAGUUUCGUUCAUUAAACUGGAGGAUGUAUUCAUAGGACUGUGCCUUGCCAAAUUAAAAAUUCGUCUGGAGGAACUUCAUUCAGAGCAGACGUUUUUUCCAGAAAGGAUUAGGUUCUCUGUUUCUCGCUUCAAGAAAAUUGUGAUGUGCCACGAAGUAGAACCAUCUGAGCAGCUGAGCUACUGGAAUCGCUUAGUGACAGAAAAUCACGGAGGAGUGCUCUAGCACCUUCCCUGCUUGAAUUAACAAACUGAAAUGCUUUACAUUUACAGGGCUGCUCUUGACUCCAGCAAAACUCCAAUUAACUCUAGAUCCAUCACACUGAAGAAUUUUUUAAUGGUUAUUUUAAUCUGUUUCUGUCCUAGAACAGGCAAACCUCUUUCUCUCCCACUCACUUCCACCUCUUUGCAUUCCUUCUCUGCACAGGUUACAAUUAUUUUUCUGAAAGAUGCAGGACUGCAAACCUGACCUCCAAAUCUUGCUGCUGCAGGACUGGGAACAUCUCUGCAGUGCCAAACUAAAAGUUAAAAUACUUUUGUACAGAGAAGAAAAUUUACACCUUCUUCCUGGUCCCCCUUGAUAGAUUACUGCUUUUGCACCCAUCUGUGCAGGCAUUUAAGAAAAGGCGUUUGUAGCUGUCAGGACGUUCCCCUCCUGGCAGAGGGAACUGCAGCCCUGCCCUUGAGUCAGCUCUGUGUGGGCAGACCUGUGUACUGGCACAGAUCCCUCCUUCAGUCUACACACAUUUUCUUACAGAGAUGGAAGAAUUUGCCCAUGCAGCACUCCUGUGACAACCUUAGGUACUUCAUGUCACCUGGUAAAUGUGUAAGGCUACUGCAUCUGUUUCCCUAUAUGCGCCUCCUGCUGAAAAUGAUAUGUGGUAGAGCCGGAUCCAUGCUCAGUGGAGGGUGUCCUGGUCUUUCUAUUACAUAGACCCCGGAGACGUCUUUUGCGUUUGUGUCUCACUUUGAUAGCUUGAAAGCUACUGUAAAUGGCUUGCCAAAGCUAAACUAGAGUCACUUACAGUGAGCUAAACAGUACAUCUGAUUUAGACAUCUUUCCCUGUGAGGAACUGAGUGUGUAAGGGAGAAGUCAGGAGGAUUUUUCUCUUUUAACCAAGACCUAGUGGGAAAAUGUGCCCAAGUAAUCAUACAGGCUGUGAGCCUCAUUUCUUAUUUCAUUACCAAGCAAAGACUCAUGAAAUCACUAGGAUGUUUAUAGAUUUCAGAGAUAAGGAAUUGAGUCUUUACAGUAGAUGCUAUGAAAAAUACAUUUGGGCUAUGGAGGGGGAGAAAGGUGUUCAUAAAAUCAUGCCUUAUGCAUUACUCCUAUUUGAUUUACUUUCAUGCAAAGAAAAGAUCUGUUUUACCAGAAAAGAAGUAUUGAAUACCUACACUAUGUGUGAAGUGUUUUUUUCAGAGAGUAGUAAAAGUGGGGCUGCUCCCACGGGAAGAUGAGCCAGGAGCUGAGGGGAUUCAACAGCCGGUGGGGCUCAGCCCCACACACCCACAUGAGGGAGCAGGACAAACCCACCGAUGGUGGCCAGGUCCAACCAAGUAUCCUGAUCAUAAGUCAGUAUCAUGGUGAUGAGGUAGGUCUGAGGUCAAGCCAGCGAUGGCUGGGCCCUGGUGAUGACAGAUGGGGGUCAGGAUCAGACCCAGUGAGGGGAACCAGGGCACAAGGAACCAUUGCCCCAGGAUGGCAGGGCAAGGCCCUGGGGAUGGGGAUGUAUACUGAAUGUGGUAAAACACAUGAUGGAAAGACAGGCAAAAAUAUUUUAUUGCUUUGGGGUUAUUUAUUUUUAGUUUUUUUUAAUUGAAGUUUAUGAGGACUGUCCAAGUGACUCUUUCUACUUGCCUGUGUCUGAAGGACAGGAUAUUUUUGGCAGGAAUAUCCCUCAUCCUGAAAAGUGUUUAAUAAUGGUAAUAAUAUAUUAUUUAUUUUCUUCUCAUCUAGAGUAACCUGAGCUCAUGCACUUAUUUUUGACAACCGAUGAUGAAAGAAAUAGUGUUUAUUUGUUUGGUAGAAGAAAAAUCUUUAAGUUUCCCACUCAGAAAAUGGCUAUGUAGAUGGUGUUUUCAGGGAUAUGGCUAUCCAGGUGGUUGGGUGGGUGGCCAAGGAGGUGUUUGCCUUUCCCUAGCGUGUACCCUAUGCCAGGGGGUGGGCAGCCCAGCUACGGGUUGAACAGCAUCUCUCCCCCUCCCAUCCCAACUUUACGGGUGUAUCUGCCCUUGGACUCAAAGCCCUGCUGUAGCACACUUACUUUUGCAGUUGCCUUCACUAGGUGCGAUGGGUCAGACUGCUAAAGCCUAGGAACAGCAUUUUAAUCUCUAUUCUUUCCAUGUAACCUGCAGAAAUGUCUUUUUGCCAUUCACUGCUAUUGUACCCAAGGUGCAAGCUGGCCAUUGCUUUAAUUUAUGGAAAAAUGCUGCACAUAAAGGAAUGCUUCCUGGCCUCUCUCCUAGCUCCCUCUCUUGUGGGCUAGAGGGUCUGUGAAUUUGGACAGCAUAAUGCAGCCUAAUGUUCAUCCCGGCCUCUUCUUGUUCUUAGAUAAAUAACUCUGCAGUCCUUUGUGGGUCUCACUUCCACCUCUGUGCCUGGUGCCAACUUUAUCCCAGCUGGCAGGACCAGUCCAACCGCGCAGUCCCAGGGAGCCUGUAUCUUGGCAGAAUAGCUAUUAAUUUACAUAUGGAUGUGUUGACUUGUUCAUCUCCACUAGGUGUUGACAUCCAAGAAGUUUGGUGGCACCUGGCUCCUGGGACGGUGCAGCUGCUCUUCUUCUGUCAGGCUGAGUUCAUGGCCAAAGGGAAAGUCUUCCAUUAAGGAGACAGUAUUUUGGGUUGUUUCCCUGAAUGACUGCUGCUUGUGAGUGGCAUUAAAAUACGUCUUACCUGAGCAGUUUGUGGCUUUGUAUCAUCAUAAAAAAAGCUACCCUUGAAGGCCAACUUCUGCUAGACUUCUUGACUGUGGCUUUUAUUUUAGUUCAGGACUGUUCCUAAUUACUUGAAUAUAGUUACUAACUGAGAAGAUGGUGCUAUUCUCUGUUAAUCACAUUUGCAGAUGCUACCACUAUAUUUUGGGGGGCUAAAUUCAUAGCUACCAUGCCAUUAGAAAUGAGGUUCUCAGGCAUGUUUUAAGAAAUCAUCCCAUUCUGGAUACCCUUUCCAGGGAGUCUAUUUGUAAUUUCAGGUGACCCGUGCAAGAUUUUAUUUUAUUACUGCAUUCAAAAUAUUUUGUCCCCAUGUUGUUAAGCAUCUAAUGGCCUGCCUAUCUAUCUGAAGCAUUUGGGUUAUCACUGCUAAAUCUCUGAUGAGGUGUAAAUGAGUACAGGUUGAAAUGUUAUGGAUUAGAUAGCCUGUUCCUUUCCUUUUUGCAAAUUAUCUUCCCAAGUGUAUGCUUUAUGUUACUGCACAUUACUUUUCUCAACAUAUGAUUUUCUUUGUGCUCACAUAAAUUUGAAAUUAAUUUCAUAAUUCUCUCCAUUCAGUAGGCUGCUUUGAAUAAGAAUACAGUAAAUGAAUAAUUAAUUACUUAAAAUACAAGGUUAUCCUGCUGGAAAAUGUGAUUUAAGAAGAGUAAAUGAUUGCAUGUAAGUCAAAUUCAUUUAUUUAAACAAAGCCACCGUGCUAGUCAGUUUAUAUGUAUCAGCUAAAUGAAAUUGGUUUUUGCAGCUUAGGCCUUGGAUCAUGACUUUUAACACAAUCAAAACAGUAUUAGUUGCCAAAUUAUGUGUAUUUUCCUAUGAAAGACAUCACAAAAAGAUUGGAAAUAUAACUAGAACUGUAAUCAUAAUACUGCAGUGUACAUAUACUUAUUUUUAAAAUUUUGUAUAGGCUAAUAAAAGAAUUUAGGCAAUUUUGGGGCAGUUUAUCUGUAGAAGUAGUGCAUUAUCCUAACAUUUUUAUGCUUUCGAGGUCAAAUGAUCAUUAAAUCAGAUUUUUAUGAAUAGCUUUGAAAAGUUACUCUAAAAAGUGAAUCCAGUGUUUUUUAUAUAUUAGGAAGGAGUUUAAAAAUCAGCAAAGCUGAUUGUAUCUUAGAGUUGAUUACAGUUAUGUAUUUCAGCAUACUCCAUUUCUUCCAACACAAGAUCAGUUCUUGACUGUAGAAAAAUGAAUACAUUUUUCACAACUCUUAACUCAUCAACUAACAUUCUGAGUUUAGGUCCGCGAAGGAUUUGGACACACAUCUCAUCUGAAUCAGUAUUACUGAGGAGGUAUAACCCUUCUAGGCACCUUUGAGAAUACAGGAUAGAUUUUUGUAAUGAAACAUUUGCCUUACGUAAAAGCUGAAUGGAACACAAGGGCUAACUGUCUGUAAUGGAUCUGUCAGGAAUGCUGCUUUUCUUGGAUUUGUGCGGGUUACUAUAUAAUGUUAAUAUAAAAUGCGUGACAAUGUUUGCAUUAUUUGCAUAGAACAUGAGAACGUUGAGCUAACUAUUCAAUGUAUGAUAUUUUAGUAAAGUAUUUUGUUACCA
Athene cunicularia (burrowing owl) is the source of this 5889-nucleotide messenger RNA. RefSeq names its product beta-1,3-galactosyltransferase 5 (gene B3GALT5). Gene Ontology annotation, molecular function: N-acetyl-beta-D-glucosaminide beta-(1,3)-galactosyltransferase activity. The coding region runs from base 513 to 1640 and encodes 375 amino acids. Lineage: Eukaryota; Metazoa; Chordata; Aves; Strigiformes; Strigidae. The record is from RefSeq and is a predicted model, not a curated record. The transcript has 5 exons. Gene Ontology annotation, cellular component: membrane.